Messenger RNA from Bolinopsis microptera, 1063 nucleotides. RefSeq names its product estradiol 17-beta-dehydrogenase 11-like. The coding region runs from base 10 to 915 and encodes 301 amino acids. Gene Ontology annotation, molecular function: oxidoreductase activity, acting on the CH-OH group of donors, NAD or NADP as acceptor. The record is from RefSeq and is a predicted model, not a curated record. The transcript has a single exon. Lineage: Eukaryota; Metazoa; Ctenophora; Tentaculata; Lobata; Bolinopsidae.
GGAGAAGAGAUGUCAUUUAUUUUGGCUUUGCUAAAGCUACCUUUUGUCUUCCUUCUUGAAGUCAUCUACUUCAUCUUUAGAUGCAGACCCAAGAAAGACAUAAAAAACCAGCAUAUCCUGAUCACUGGAGCUGGACAAGGGAUUGGAGCAGAGUUUGCCCGACAGUUUGCUGCUAUGGGGAACACUAUCCACUGUGUUGAUAUCGUGGAAAAAUUAGUAGAGAAUGUUGUGGAGGAGUUGAAAAGAGAUGGUCACCAAGCUUACUCGUACACAUGUGAUCUUACCAAGCACGAGCAGGUACAGAAGCUACAUGAUGACAUAGCAGGUGCUGGGUUUAUUAUCAACAUGCUGGUCAACAAUGCUGGAGUGGCUUUUGGAGUGAGUAUCCAGAAAAUGUCUCUAACUCAAAUACAGCAUUCCAUGAUGGUGAACAUAGUGUCUAAUCUGUGGCUUAUCAAGCUCUUUAUGCCGAAGAUGCUUGAGCUCAAUGAAGGUCACAUUGUGAACGUAGCAUCUCUGGCAGGGUAUUUUCCAUUGAGAAGUUCUACUGAUUACUGUGCAGCAAAAGCAGGUUCAAUUCACACUUUGAAUCAACUCCGAAUGGAUCACAUGGGAACGAACCUAAAGUUCAGUGUCGUAUGUCCCUUUUUUGUGAAUACUAAGAUGAUUACUGGUAUUGAUCCAUCUGUUGCUAUAUCUUCAGUCGCCCUGGUAACCAAAGCUAUUCGAGGAAUCAGGGAGAAUAAAGAAGUGAUUCCUGUUCCUAACAUGUUCAGAGUGUUGAAAGUAAUCCAAGAUAUUGCUCCUCCGUACCUUAUGCGAGCUUUAAUAGUAGCUACGAGCUCAACUAAUGGUGCCGAUGCAGAAAUAGAUGCAAAAUUCGUCGGACAAAGAAUGAGUGAAAAAGUCGAAUAAACAAUAAGUGUAAAGUGGAAGUGUGUUGAUCAUUGUAACGAACAUUUUGAAAAGUUUAUAGAUUUGGGAUAAUCGUACUCUGAUUUAUAAUUAUAUACCAUAAUCAUGAUGGCAUCAUGAAUCAUGAUUAAUAGAAAUAUGCCUGUUA